AUCGGAUCCAAACCGACCGUCACAGACCUGGCGUCAAGUCAGAAGCUUGUAGUCUAUGCGUCGCCGGCGCUGCGCUGCGUUCAGACGGCAUAUGCACUACUGGUCGGCCUCGAAAUGGUAGGAUUUUGUGCGCAGACGAGGCGCGAAUCGAGUUUUGAUGAGUCCUUCUAUCUGCUGUUGUCAUGGCUGUGCGUGUUGUAA
Molecule: messenger RNA, 201 nt
Organism: Protopolystoma xenopodis
Lineage: Eukaryota; Metazoa; Platyhelminthes; Monogenea; Polystomatidea; Polystomatidae
Source: the annotation of a GenBank genome assembly